CACACGGUGAACUACCACCGAUCUCGGUCCCUGGAUCACCCGCUGGGAGCCAGGCCCCGGGCCACGGGAUCGAUCAACGGGAACCCGGCCCCUGGAGCAGCGAGAGAGCCGCAGGGAGGGAGCAGGAGCCCGGGCACUCACCAUGGCGAAGAAAGAUGAGAAUCUUUUAGCGAAUAUUAACAGUGCCUUCCUGAAACACAGUAAGGUGGAGGAGGUAAAGAGGGAUCAUCUGCUCAUGAUGCAACCCUAUGCUAACUGGGAGGAGUUCCUGAUGCCGGCUCCAAUGUCAAUUGCAAUCCUCGGGGAACUAAUCAUCAUCUCUUCCACCACUGACUUCCCUGUAAACAAGCACAGCCCGGACAGGCAAUAUCAACACAUCAAAUACCCAGAAUCAUUCCGAGCCUGCCUGAUGCAGGUCAGUAACCAGGGCUGGAAAUGUUUUAACUUGGCCCAUAAGAACAUGGACCAGAUUCGACUGCACUCCCAGAGCGUUCCGACCCACCUGAAGAGUGCUGUGAAGACCCUGAUGCAGGGUGAGCGGCAGAGCCUGGACAGGCUGCUCCCUCUGCAGUUGGGCAGCAUCAAGGCUGUUGCUGAUGACUGUCUUAGCCUAGCCCAGGAGGUAGAGAGAAGCUUCUCCUCCAUCACUGACCUGAUCCAUGAGUUGCUGGAGGCCUGUACUGGUGCCAAGGGGAUGUACGAGGAGGAAUCCAAGGUGGUGCAGCGUUCCCUGGAGGAUGCCAACCUUCGGAAGGCCACUGCAGAGAAAGAGAAGAGGCAGGCGGAUGAAUAUUUCACCAGGAUGAACAAACAGGUCGAGGAGGCUCAUGAUGCCUACAAGAGGGCAGUGGAGUCUGCCCCCAGUGAGUGGGGGGUUGUUGGCAUGUUUGCAGUGGAGAAUUCAAUCAAUCUGGUCAGUAACCUGGUGAGUGGCUUCAUGUCGAUGGUAACUGCAGAUCCGGUCAGCCUGUCUACCACGGUGGUGGAGACCUUGGCAAAUGUUGGCAACGUCAUUGCCGAAAAGGUUAGGAACAAGGAGCAAGCCAAAGCCGGCAGCCAGCAAGCUGAGGUGGACCCAGUCACUGUCAGCAAUGUGCUCUCCAAGUCCAGUGAGCUGCUGAUUGCCACCGUCAAACUCCAGGACUUGCUGUCAGCUGAUGCUAAACUGAGUCUGGAUAAGCUCCUGGAUCAGAUGACGGGCAGUGUGAACAUCUCCAGGCGUAUGUUCCAGCAGGUUAAAACCGAGAUCAUUCUGGAGGAGGACUGCAGUCCCAAGGAAGCAGCCCUGACCCUGUGCAGGAAGGGCAUCGCGAUCUGUGAGAAGCUGGAGGAGAUUGGGCAGUGUGAGAAUCCGACCGAGGAGCAGCUGGAGAGGGUGGCCAGCAGGAUCGGGGAGCUCUAUGGGAAGGUGGUCAAGUUCAGUGCAGGCUGCAUGGCCAACCACCCGACGGUACUCCCUCAAUCUGCCCCGAACCUGUCCAGGGCAGCAGGUGAGCAGAGCCCUGAGGACCAAAGCAUGGUGCACACGGUGGUGACCCAGGCCCGGAUCAAGAUCGAGAAUGCCAAGGCACAUUUGGAUAGCACCCGGGCAGAGUACGAGAGGAGCUUUGAAGCAAUGAAGCAGAGUAACAAGGAGCUGGAUGAGAUCCUGGCCAUGAUGAGGAAAUGUCAGGUGACCAAGGUUGACUUUGAUGUGACGCUGAAGAUGUUGACCCAGGGUCUGGAUGCCUUGGGCAGGGUGAGAGAGCAGUGGACCAAGAUGAUUCGCUUCUUUGAAAUGGUUUCCAACUUGAUCCACAUUUGCCUCACCAAGUCCCUGAGAAAAUUUGUCACGGACAGCAAAGAGAUCCAGGCAAUCCAGGGGUACAGCCAGCAGCAACACAUCCGAGAUUUAAUUUAUGCCCAAGCCUUUCAGGCAGCCAACAUCUCCCACCUGGUCAAUAUGAUCGCCAGAACCUACGUGGAGAUUUCUAGCAAGUACCUGAUGGACCGAGUGACCAGUCUGGGCCGGCUGAUCACCCUGGACCCUGAGGAUGCGGAAUUCCAGAGUGAGCGGCAACUGCUUCAGCGAGGCUGUGCUGAUGCCCGCCAGAUGAUCAUGGAGCGGGUUCUGAGCAACAAGGAGCAGUUUGAGGAUCAGAUCCAGCAAAGGAUUGAGGCCAUCGACUCCGGGCUGAAGGCAGUGCUGCCUCCUGCCUCCGAGGUGGAGCUGCAGGCAAUCGAGAGUUCCCUGAGCCAGGAAAGCCCAGCCAUCUUCAGGGAGAUUGCAGAGGAGGAGGAGGAUGAUCAAUGGGCCUGACGCAGGAAGGGAAGCAGGUUUGGAAGACGUGUUUGGAGUCCGUGGUGGGAGGUGUGGAGCUCCGAGUGCACCAGUGCUGGAACCAGCAAUGCGCUUGUUUGGUUAUCUCAGUCUGCUGCAGAGUGCUGGGGUUUGGAACUUUAUUAUUGAGCUGUAACAUUCCUCUGUGAGAGCGAGCAGACUAUCCCCAGCUAGAACAGCCCCUUCUCCAGUCUGACCCACCCUUCAACUCUGACAGCUUAUCUGAUUGGUCAGAAAGGAGAAUUUACAAGAAUUAAUGAAACAUUUCAAGCUAAAAUUCAGCAUUAAUAUAUUUCAAAAGUGUGGACAAAAUAAUACAUGUGAUACAAUCUGUUACAGCACACCGUUAUAAUCUGGAUCAGUGGUGCUGGAAGAGCACAGCAGUUCAGGCA
This is a messenger RNA of Hemiscyllium ocellatum (epaulette shark), 2712 nucleotides long. RefSeq lists its product as uncharacterized. The transcript is spliced from 3 exons. Bases 143 to 2299 code for a protein of 718 amino acids. The record is from RefSeq and is a predicted model, not a curated record. Lineage: Eukaryota; Metazoa; Chordata; Chondrichthyes; Orectolobiformes; Hemiscylliidae.